Messenger RNA from Lucilia cuprina (Australian sheep blowfly), 1075 nucleotides. RefSeq names its product piggyBac transposable element-derived protein 3-like. The record is from RefSeq and is a predicted model, not a curated record. Lineage: Eukaryota; Metazoa; Arthropoda; Insecta; Diptera; Calliphoridae. The transcript has 2 exons. Gene Ontology annotation, molecular function: sequence-specific DNA binding. The coding region runs from base 122 to 1075 and encodes 317 amino acids.
UCAAACUUUUUAAGGAAAGGGUGAAUAUUUCAUAUAUUAUAUAAAAGUUAAUAGUGAAUUUCGAGUUUUUUUGGUAUUUGUUCGUUAUUUUUUUAUUGAUUUGCAUUUUGAAUAGGUAAGUAUGAGUACACGUACAAAGGUUUUGUCUAUGAAGGAGUUGGAUGAAAUAAUAGCCAAUUGGAGUGAUGAUGACUGCGAUAUCAAUUGUGUUAAUAUACUUCCGCCUGAUCGAGUCGAUGAAUGUUCGGAUGAAGAGACUAUCAAUGAUGAUGAAAUAGCCUUAAACGUGGAUCCAAAUCCAAUGAACGAAGUUGCCGGUUAUGUUGAAAUUGAAACUGAAAGAAAUGAAAUUGAAGACAGUGGCUAUCCUGAAUUUGAAGAAGGAACCCAACCUUCAACAUCGAAGAAGCCUCGAUUUGAAUACAAGCCUCUCAGUUCUUUUGGAAAACCGAAACGGACAAAAAGAAAUCAAAAGGAAUUCCAUUUUGACAUUGCUCCAAAUCCAGAACCAUUGACUGGACUCAAAGAAAAUAUUUGCUCAAAAUUGAGCAACCAUUCUCCAUUGCAAUUGUUUCAAUUAUUUUACGAUAACGAAGUCUUUGAUCUUAUUAUUAAAGAAACAAAUAUUUAUGCGGGACAAAAUAAUACCGACUUUCAAUUGGAUGAAGUGAUGCUUAAACGGUUUAUUGGUAUUUUACUCUUAUCAGGUUAUCACACUCUGCCAUCUGUUCCUGAUUAUUGGUCUUCAAAGCCAUCAUUGGGGAUCCCAAUGGUAAAACAGACCAUGAGUCGAUCAACUUUUUUGCAUAUAAAAUCAUUUAUACAUUUUGCCAACAAUAAUAAUUUAGAUAAUUCUGAUAAAAUGGCUAAGCUACGACCUUUAUUCGAUAUUCUAAAUCGAAAAUUUCUUCAAUUUGGUGUUUGGGAUGAAAAGUUAUCCAUAGAUGAACAAAUGGUUCCAUAUUUUGGAAGACACAGUUGUAAAAUGUUUAUUAGAGGCAAACCAAUUCGAUUUGGUUAUAAAUUUUGGUGUCUGUGCUCUUCUUCAGGUAAUACGUCUUUCAUAUUCUGGUGA